AUGAGCAACCAAAUCUCCCGACUAAGCUUGAGCGGUAUCCGAGCGUCUUUCGUUUCUGUGAAAGCAAGCUCAGAAUUUGAGUCGGAUGAAAAUAUGGUCGAUGUAGACGUUGAUUUACGUCUAUGCGAAGACGAGAAGCUGCGUAAUGGCUACUACCACAUUGUCUUUGCUCAUCCUGAAUCUUUGAUUUCCACUAAAUAUGGUCGGGAAUUAUUGAUGUCCAAAAUUUACCAAGAAAAUGUCGUUGCCAUUGUCGUUGACGAAGCUCACAGCAUAUUGGACUG
Messenger RNA from Paramuricea clavata, 284 nucleotides. NCBI's taxonomy places the organism in Eukaryota, Metazoa, Cnidaria, Anthozoa, Malacalcyonacea, Plexauridae. The record is from the annotation of a GenBank genome assembly.